Messenger RNA from Lachancea lanzarotensis, 1659 nucleotides. It is a transcript of the gene DSN1, whose product is annotated as LALA0S01e14686g1_1. Lineage: Eukaryota; Fungi; Ascomycota; Saccharomycetes; Saccharomycetales; Saccharomycetaceae. Gene Ontology annotation, biological process: cell division; mitotic sister chromatid segregation. The transcript has a single exon. Bases 1 to 1659 code for a protein of 552 amino acids. Gene Ontology annotation, cellular component: MIS12/MIND type complex. The record is from RefSeq and is a predicted model, not a curated record.
AUGAACGCGGAAAAGCGGCAGUCGUUUUCGCCGCAGAGCCAAAAAAGCUCCCAACAGCGAAGACAUGGCUUGAAGAUGCAAACACUCCCGUUUCCAGAUGAGCUCAAACCACGCAAUGGAGUAGUUAUGUCGCAGGAGGCGGAAUAUGAUGUUGGUGAAGAAUUGGACGAGUUUCAACCAGGACCUCAGCAUUCCAGUUUUGAGAGAGAUGAUGAGUUCAGAUUCAAACGUCAUAAACAUCGACAUAAUGCCGGAACGGCAAGUUUGGGCGAAAGACUAGAUAAUAUUCAAGAGCUGCAGAAUGCACGUUGGAUGGAUAACUUCAACUCGUCAGCGAAUUUUGAUCGUCAGGCACGCAGUUCGCAGCGCCAAAUUUCGUCACAAGACUCUCAACGUCAGCAGCAACAGUCAAUGAUGCCGUUACAAGCACCACCAUACAUGCCAUAUAUGUACUAUUAUCCCUAUGCGCCGCCCAUGGUACACCCGGUACCUGCGUCUCCAGUACAUGCUUCCGAUCAAGAAAAUAUGCCACAAUUCGUAAGCUCGUCGCAGGGCUACCCUAACACCUCUACACAACCCUUUCUUCCCCCUCUUCCGCCACAAAAUAGCCAACUGAUGCCUCCACCGCCGCUUUACCCGAAUUACUCGGGAUACAACUACUACAACGACAUGCAACGUAAUGUCGCUCAGCGAAGCCAACAACGAAGGGAGAAACGUAAGUCGCUGCUGGCGCAAAGGGGCCGCAGAUUGUCGAUGCUGUCCAUACAGGACAAUAGUCACAUCAUUUCUCCUCAUAAGGACGUCCCGGAACACGAUUUCUACAGACACAUUGCAAACACAUCAUUUGGUCAAGAUUUGCAAAUACGACAGCUUUUCAGCUGGUGUUUCAUUCGUUGCUUGCGAAAAUGGGAAACGAGAGAGCACUCAGGAAGUCUGCAAAAAUCAACUAUACAGGGCGAGUCAUAUGUGGAUCCAAAAAGAAUUGCCUUGGUCAUCAUAAAGGAGAUCGUGGAUGAUCUGCGAAAAGGAAAUUUGGACAUUAACUGGGACGUUGAAGAAUCAACAGAAAGCGCUGCAGAAGAGAAUUCGCGGUAUCAAGAAGAGGAUACGGAACUUCGAGCGCUUUUCGACGACGACGAAGAUGAUGAUGACGUCGGCAGCGGUCAAAGGGCUCGAAAGAAGACCAAACGAAAGACCCUGAAACAGCUUCUCAAGUUGCCAAACGAGAAAAAUAUACAAAAUGCUAAAAAUUUGGAGGUUCUACAAAAGCAGAUCGAUACACUAGACGACGAAAUCAAAAGAUGGAUUCAUGAACUGGACGAGCCGGAUAAAACCACAGAAUGUGAGCAUUUCAAAAGAAAUCUCGAGAAACUGCGAGAGGAGCUACAGCAACAACCGUUGAGUGAUGCCUCAUUGGACCCAACCCCAAAGUUGGAGCGCGAACUGCGCAUGCGAAUGGAGCGUCUGUAUUCAAUAUCUCAUGUUUUGCACUCAAAUUCGAAGCUUUUGUCGGAAACUUCGCAGCGAAAAUUGAGGGAUCUGACUCAGUACAUCAAUGAAAACGUCUUUGCCACUCCUGUGAUAGCACAGCAGCUAACCAAUGACACCAAGGACCUGCUUCUGGGCCUCAGCAGGCUACUAGCACCAUCAAAGACGUGA